GGCAACAAGAACUGAUUCCCCGCGACUGGGAGCGACACGAACAAAACCAGAAAAACUAAACCCUAGGCCUAGCUCCCAUCUACGCGGUUCGGAUUUCCUUUGCUGUGUGGAAAAAUCCAACGGCUUGUUCUGUGUCUUGGGAGCGGCCAUGAAGAUGUUCGGGAUCAACGGAAGCACCAUAACUCUCGCCCUCUUCGUGGACGUCACCAAUUCCAAGGAACUUCUUGAUUCUAUGCAAGCUGGAACUCUGGAGCCGGAAGUUGCAUUUCUCAAUGCCUCUCUUAUCCCAGAUGUUUUCCCGGUGCUCGCGUCUGCUUAUAAGACACUUGUAUCUAAGUCAAGGGAUUCUCUGACUACCCGCACCCCUCAUUCAGAACUAGUCUACAAUUAUUCGGGUUCAAAGCAUAUUACAGAGUCUUUAAAAAGAUGCGGAAUUUCUGAUAACUCCUCUUAUGUCCUUGCGGCUCGUUUUAACGCUUCUCCUGCCGAGAUGGAAGCUGUUGAGAAACUUGUACAUGGUAAAGAGAUCAGCUUAGAGGAGUUGGGAGAGAGAGCAGACCAAGCUAAGAUUCAAAAGCAUUUUAAGAUCACCGGACCCGAGUUGACGGURUCCUCAGUUGGAGAUGCUAUAACAUGUCGGAUCGCUGCACGCGAUGCCUUGUAGGCGAAAAAAGCUGCAACAAAGUUUCAUCUUGGGCAGUUGGCACACAAAGUUACUCUUCUCUGUAGGCGAAUCAUGAAUGUAUUAAAUUGUUUACAGUUAGUAUUACUUUUAGGUUGAUGAUGCAGAAUGUUCAAUUAAUUAUGCUGUUGUUGUCCUUUGGGAUGGAAAUUGAUUAAUCAAUUGGCGCUUGCUGUUUCUCUGUGCUUC
This is a messenger RNA of Momordica charantia (bitter melon), 871 nucleotides long. RefSeq names its product EKC/KEOPS complex subunit tprkb-like protein. Lineage: Eukaryota; Viridiplantae; Streptophyta; Magnoliopsida; Cucurbitales; Cucurbitaceae. Gene Ontology annotation, cellular component: nucleus; cytosol; EKC/KEOPS complex. The record is from RefSeq and is a predicted model, not a curated record. Gene Ontology annotation, biological process: tRNA threonylcarbamoyladenosine modification.